UUUAGGGUUACAACCCUAAAUAUGGUAGCGGAACUCGGUGCUGAACAGGGUACGAACUUUUAUGACGAUCAGUCUCCUCUCGCGUCUCUCCUCCCAAGCUCAGUUGUGGUUAGGCCUGCUACUUGAACGGAUACACCUCUCGCCGUGAUCCCUCUUUGGCAACCAUGUCGCCUCAACCUCCCGCGCCGCCGUCCUCGUCGUCGCAAUCGACGGUGGAGCUGGCUGCAGCGAUCGAGCGGUCAUUGUCGCGCGUGCACGAGCUGGAGCGCACUGUCACGCUCUUCCACGAGUCCAACCAGCUGCUGCUCCUCGAUCGCAUCAACGGCCUGGUCACGGGGUUCGCGGAGCUACUCAGCGCAGCGGAACAGUGCGAGGCUCAUGUGCCGCUGGGCGUGCUCAGGUGCGUGGACGAGGGGCGCAACCCCAACGAGGUGACGCGCGAGCUGCUGCGCGGGUGCGUGGAGCACAACGCCUCCACCAAGGGCAAGGUCGACGCCUUCAAGGCAUUGCGCUCGCAGCUGCUGAGCGAGAUGGACCGGGUGUUUCCUGAGGAGACAGAGGCCUACCGCGACCUCCGACUGCACUCCCUGCAGUUGGCGCAUAAGGAGAGGGAGGCGGCACAAGCAGCAGAGGCAGCUAAAGCAGCGGAAGAAGCCAAAGCAGCAGAAGAAGCCAAAGCAGCAGAAGAAGCCAAAGCAGCCGAGGCGGCACAAGCAGCCGAAGCUGCUAGAGCAGUAGAGGAAGUGAAGGCAGCAGGGGCAGCCAAAGCAGAGGAGGAAGCACGGGGUAAGGCAGCAGGUGUGAAUGGGGAGGGAGACACUGAGAAGGAGAUGAAUGGCGGAGAUGUGAGGGGGAGGAACGAGGGGGUGGAGGACAUGGGAGAUGGGCUCAAGCAGAGGCAAGGGGAGGUUGAAGGUGUUGUGAGUCAGAGCAAUGGCCUUACCUCCGCUGGUGCUGAUGCUUCUGCUGUUACUGCUGGUGUUGCUGGUGCUGCUGGUGCCGCUGGUGCUCGUGAUGCUGGUGCUGGUGCGGUGAACCAAAGUGGAGAAGCAGGGCCAAGUAUAAGGGUAGGGGAGGAUCUGAAGGCAGAAGAGCCUGCAGGUGACAGGAGUCCAGGGCAGGGAGCUGUGGCAGCAUCAGCAGGUGCAGGGGCAAAUGCUUCCGCUGGGGAUGGUGUAGGUGAGUUUGCACCAGGUGUCGCUGAUGAUGCUGGUGGCGAUAGUGAUGAUAUGGUGGAGUGGGACAAAGAUGAUGGGAAGGGGGUGUUAACUGUCGGCAUGGAACUUGGAGGUGAAACAGGUGUGAUGGACGUUCAGGGAGCAGGCAUGGGAGCAGGGGUUUUGGAGCAUGUGAACAAGAGGAAGGCUGAGGAUGUUUUGGCUAGUCGAGAGAAGGGAGGAUCUUCGAUCGAUUGAUGCAAGGGAGGACAGGGUUGGUUCAAAAGAAGCACAGACUAGAGAAGAGUUCUAAGAAUAAUGAAUGAGAUCAUGAGAGCUUACAGUUGUUGCCAUAUUGCUAUGUUGGGCUGUGGUUUUUCUUUUGUUUUCAAGGCAUUCCUUGUAUCAAAGUGAGAACUGAAUGAUGAG
Molecule: messenger RNA, 1586 nt
Organism: Closterium sp. NIES-67
Lineage: Eukaryota; Viridiplantae; Streptophyta; Zygnematophyceae; Desmidiales; Closteriaceae
Source: the annotation of a GenBank genome assembly